AUGAUUGCUACGAAAAGUAAAAGCCAUAUUAGUUGGCAUCUAAUCUGUUUGAUAUGGUGCUGUGUGGAGCUGACACAGGCUCAGGGGAAGCUGGAGCUGGAGCUGGAGUCGAGUGCAAAAAUUGAUUGGCCCACGUUUCCCUGGUCGCGCAACAAUAAAACUAAUAAGCAAAGUCAUUCGAGGCCAAGCUUGCAGCUGAAGGAUGACUACGGUCAGGUGGAUAUAUCCAGUUUCAGUGGAUUUGAGCGUCAUCCCUGUCGUCGCGUUUGCCAGCAGGGCCAGAGCCAGAGCUGCUACUACCAGCUGGUGGUGCAUAACUAUCGUCGCUUGGGUCCCGAAUGCCAACGUUGCCAGUUUGAUGAGCGCACCUGUGCCGACGAGAACUGCAUCUAUGGAGAUGGCGUUGCCACGCCCGUCAUGGCCGUCAAUCGGAUGGUGCCCGGCCCAGCUAUAGAGCUGUGUGAGAACGACACUGUGAUUAUCGAUGUGCUGAACUAUCUGAAUGAGCCCACCACUAUGCACUGGCACGGCAUCCAUAUGAGUCGCAGUCCCGACAUGGAUGGAGUGGCUUACGUCACUCAGUAUCCGGUGGAGCCGGGCCAAGUGUGUCGCUACGAGUUUCAGGUCGAUCGCAGUGGCAGUCUCUGGUACCACAGCCACAUGGGCUGGCAGCGAGGCUUUGGUGUGGCUGGCAAUCUGAUAGUGCGCCAGCCACAUCAGACUAACCCCCAUGCUCGCCUCUAUGACUACGAUCUGGUGGAGCAUGCCCUGAUGGUUCAGGAUAUAUUCUACGAUUACGACAUACAGCAGGUGCGCAAUAUACUGAUCAAUGGCAAGGGUCGCAAUCAUCUGAGCCAACUACCUGAUCAGGAUGCCAGGCACCGCUAUGAGCGGCUACGUGUGACGCCUGGGUAUCGCUAUCGCAUGCGCAUUGUGCUCAACGGCAUCUUCAAUUGCCCCGUCGAGUUCUCCAUUGAGCAGCACAAGCUGCUGAUCAUCAGCACCGAUGGCAAUGACAUUGAGCCCGUGCUGGCUGACGGCUUCUUUCUGACCUCAGCGGAGCGUUUCGACUUUGUAUUGGAGGCGAAUCAAUAUACCAAGAACUAUUGGAUACGCGUCCGCGGCUAUGAGCAGUGUGAGGAUCGUAAGCUCUACCAGGGCGCGGUGCUCAGCUAUCGGGGAGCCGCUCGCAGUGAGCUACCACAGGGUGGUAUACUGGAAAGUCGUCAGGCCAGAGAUCAGGACGAGCCACCGCUAUUCAUCAAUGACUUUCGUUUCAAGCCGUUGAACGAUUCUUUGUCAGCGUUGCGGCAGCUGAACAAGGACAACGAUGUGGGCACUCUGUCGCUGCGCUCCGUCGAGCCGGUUCCUUGGCCCAGAUAUACCAAGUUUUUGACACACUAUUCCAGUCUGAGCACACGACAGGCACCCAAUGGUGAACUACUCUUCCAGAUCGAUGAGAUUAGUUACAAUUCACAGGGCAUUUCGUUGCUGCAAGGACGACAUCUGUACAAGGACGACGUUUACUAUAGCAAUCGCAGCUCGCUGGCCGCACAAGGACGCAAUUGCGCGCGGGAGCUAUGCGAGGGUGUUCAUGUCAUACGCCUGCCUGCAUACCGGGCCAUCGAAAUGGUUGUGGCCAAUCAUAUGGAGCCCACGCAUCCCAUUCACAUACAUGGCUUCACCUUCCGUCUGGUCGGGCAGGGAGUGCUGGGUAACCUGAACGACUUGAGAAAUAUCCGCGAACUGGAUCGUCGAGGACGUCUGCCUCGUCUGUCGGAUGACUAUGCUGCUGUGGCUAAGGACACUGUGCAGGUACCCGGACUGGGCUACGUGGUUUUACGCUUCAUCUCUGAUAAUCCCGGCUUUUGGAGCUAUCACUGCCACAUCGAGGCACAUACGGUGCAGGGCAUGUCAGCGGUGCUCAAGGUCGGCGGUGAUCAUCAAAUAAAACGCAUUCCAGCUCGAGUGGGCUGUUGA
Molecule: messenger RNA, 1980 nt
Organism: Drosophila hydei
Lineage: Eukaryota; Metazoa; Arthropoda; Insecta; Diptera; Drosophilidae
Gene: Mco3
Product: laccase-4
Exons: 2
Coding region: 1-1980 (659 amino acids)
Biological process (GO): iron ion transport
Cellular component (GO): plasma membrane
Molecular function (GO): oxidoreductase activity; copper ion binding
Source: RefSeq, a predicted model, not a curated record